AGCCGUUGGGCUCUUCAAAUUGAACCGAUGAGUGGAGUUGUCGAAAAGGAGCCCAUCUUUUUCCAGAAAAAGGCCGCCAAACCCACGAAUGAAGACAUCAAGAUCACGCUGACUUGUAAAACAACCGUUCAAGUCUCUGCUGUUAUUCGAAUGGAAAUUGAAGGAGGACCAGACCACUUCUUCACCAUCAACCUCCAAUCCGAAAACUGUCUGUUUGGCGUCCCACCAAAUUCCCUUCCUGCUGCCCAAGACAACGGAUACAAUGUUCCAGUGGUGCUUCAGACGCUUCGGAACUAUUUUGUCAACAAUGGUGGACCGGACACGGUCGGCAUUUUCCGUGGAAGCGGCGAGGAGGAUCAGAUUCUUGCCAUCAAGCGCGCUCUCAACCAUAAUUCGUUCUCGGGCACCUCGGAUAUCAAUGCUAUAGCCACAGUCAUUAAGAUUUGGUUCCGCGAUCUGCCUCAACAACUCCUGAACGAAUUGGAUCAUGCAACCAUUCUCAAGUGCGAAAAAAAGGAGCAAUGCAUCGAGGCAUUACAGCUCGUGACGGAACCUCAGCGAACAUUAUUGAUGUGGUUGCUGGAUCUUCUUGCGGACGUCGCAUCGCACGAGCGAACCAACCAGAUGAAUGCCCAAAAGCUCGCUAUUUGCAUUGCUCCAAAUCUCUUUUCGACGCCACCAGAGGUCGUUCUUCCUCCCCAAGAGUACUUGCGUCUCUCGCAGGCCGUUGUGACCUUUGUUCAGCACCUUCUGACGCAUCGAAUCGAACGAAAUCUGCAUCGGCUCCGCCUCCAGAACUUCAAAAAGUUCGAGGACAUAACUUUCACCCUGACGCCCAGCCCCAAGAUUAUCGUUGGCGCGAACGGCUCGGGCAAGACGCAAGUCCUCUGGGCCACUCUCAUCUUCCUGCGCGGUCACAACGCUCGUGUCCGCACCUCCCGGUAUUGGACAAACCCCCAACCGUUCCUGGUCAAAGAACUCAAAGACCUCUUUGGCGACCCGUUGUUCGUGGACCCGGACUCCGGCGCAGACACGCUCGUUCGAAUCCGACCCGAUCCUCCUGCUGAGGCCACCAAGCCCGAUCAAGCCAAGGCACAAACCAAUGCAUCGCCUUCUGCUGUGCCCGUCACUGUGGAUGUACCGACCGCUGCUGGAUCAGCUAAGUCCGACCAAGUCGACGCCGCCAAAGUCAAGCUCGAACCCAUCAGAAGGUUCACUCUCACAGGGACGUUCCACGACGCCACGUACCAUGGCAAGAGCGAGAACGUCGAGGUGGCGUACUCGCUUGUCAAGGGUUUGCUCCUGGACACGACCCACGAGUCGCUCGCCCCAAUCCGCUUCGCCUUCAUGCAGCCCACGUAUCAGUGGGGCGACCGUGCGCAAGAACUACACAGAGACGAGCCGUUUCUGACCGCUGGCGUUCAGUAUCUACGUUCGCGCCUGUUUCAGGCAAAAGACUUUGUGAACGAUGGACUCCGUCAGCUCGGUUUCCUGGCCACGGUCGCUGCACCAAACAAAGGUGGACCUGCCAUUGCUUCUGUGACCGAGAACGGCGUCACCCUCGACAUUGGUGCCUGCGCUGGCUCGCUGCAGAAGAUCAUUGCCAUCCUGACGCUUCUCUACCAUCUGACGCCUGCUGCAACUACCGAAGCUGCCAAAGAAGACGCAAGAAUUGUCAACAACCAGCACACCUUCACGCAGCGCAUCUUCCUCAUCGACGAGCUCGAGGCAUUGCUCUACGAAAAUGUGACAGCCAAGCUCUACGAGUUUCUCGUCAACGCAUGCGCCAAGCACGACAUUCAGCUCAUCGUCGCCACCAACUCGCGUGCCAUCAUCGAGCCGCGCCUGAACACAAGGCGCGAGGUCUUGUUCCUCACUCCGGAUGGCAAGGCCGUCGAGCUGACAGAGGAACUGCCCAAGGACGAGGAGAAUCAGCAGUCCCUCUUCCCGAUCCUCAACGCUCUCAGCCAAGUCAAGGGCAGCAAGCCACUGCUCGUGUUGGAAGGCGCCAACGACCAGGCGUUCUACAGCAAGUACACGACCCUCGGCCAGCACUUUCAGUUCAUGACCACAGCAGGUGCUGUCAAGAAGGAGAGCAUCUCGUACAUCCUGAGGCAGGCCAACCUCAAGCACGUCUUUAUGAGGGACAGCGACAUGUACGCCGCUUCGUCCGAUCUGCCUGCGGCUCAGGCGCGGAUCACGAAACAUGUCGGCUCCCCUGUCAUCUACACGCAGCUGCCGUGCGUCGAAUCGUACCUGCUUUUGAGUGAAAUGCUCCAGAACGCCGGCGAGACAGACAAGCAACGCCACCUUGCCCUCGAAGUGAUUCUCGAGCACAAGCUGUACUUUGUCACCUCGUUCAAGAGCAUGCUCAAGGAGUCGGGUCUCAAGGAGUCUGGUCUCAAGGAGUCGGGUCUGGAGCCCUCGACGAUGCCGACGCAGAGAACCAAGGAACAGCUCAGUUGCUUGACCUUUGAGGAGCUCAAGGCGGCCGAGGAGUUAAUCCUGUUGUCCAAGGAAGAAAAGGACGAGCUCUUCCGGAAGGCCAAAGGCAAAGGCAGUGCCUCCGAGCCUGCGAAAUGCUCCCGUUGGUUCAAGCUUCGGGCGAAGAUGAACGCCGACCCGAACGAUCCGGAGGCGGUCUGGUCUGCAAUGUUCGCACAGCAACAGAAGAGCGCCAAUGCUUCGUCAAGCCCACUCGACUCUCUUGCCUUCUGGACCGCGUACGUCAAGAUGGUGCACGGCAAGGAGGCAAUGGUCUGCGGACCUGAUGGAACGCCGACGAGCACCGACGUGAUGAUUCGCCAGACGCCGUAUCUCCAUCACAAAGUCCAAGCCCUACUCAAUCAAACUGUGCAGGCUGUUCUCAAGGCUGUUUCUGAGUGA
Capsaspora owczarzaki ATCC 30864 is the source of this 2886-nucleotide messenger RNA. RefSeq lists its product as hypothetical. The transcript has 6 exons. NCBI's taxonomy places the organism in Eukaryota, Filasterea, Ministeriida, Capsasporidae. The record is from RefSeq and is a predicted model, not a curated record. Bases 28 to 2886 code for a protein of 952 amino acids. Gene Ontology annotation, molecular function: ATP hydrolysis activity; GTPase activator activity. Gene Ontology annotation, biological process: double-strand break repair; signal transduction.